Messenger RNA from Trichechus manatus latirostris (Florida manatee), 3621 nucleotides. RefSeq names its product MIS18 binding protein 1 (gene MIS18BP1). NCBI's taxonomy places the organism in Eukaryota, Metazoa, Chordata, Mammalia, Sirenia, Trichechidae. The transcript has 17 exons. Bases 218 to 3586 code for a protein of 1122 amino acids. The record is from RefSeq and is a predicted model, not a curated record. Gene Ontology annotation, cellular component: chromosome, centromeric region.
GUGUCCGAGCUGCGGCACACCGAGGCCAGCGUGGGCCUGAGGCGCGUGUCCUUGGGCGCCUGGCCCCCUCCGCGCUGUGCCGAGCUCGCACUGCCACCGUCCUCUUUGCCAAGCCCUCCACCAAGGUUCUUCUGGGCCCCUACUGAAUUUCUAUUCUGAAAAUUGUGCUUGUGGGAUUUUUUUGUUAGAAGAACUUUGUGGCUGCUGUUUUAUCAAGAUGAUUGCAACACCAGUGAAACAUCCAGGAAUUCACUUGUCUUCAGAGGCAUCUCAAAGGAGAAAUAUGUCUAUGCAUGCAAUCUUUUUUGACAGCAUUCCUUCAGGCACACUUACUCCUAUAAAAGAUUUGGUGAGAUAUCAGAAAUCUUCUUUAAAAUUAAAUGACCGUAAAAAGAAUCAGUUCCUAGAAAUGGCAACUUUUAAUAAUAAAGAAAUAUUUCAGUCUACUGUGCUAGCAGAGGCUACCGUCUCUAACAGUUCUCUUGAUAUCAGUGUUAUAAAGCCCAACAAGGAUAGAUUAAAAAAUAGAGAAAAUUAUGAAUCACCAGGAAAAAUAUUUCAAAGAAUGAAAGAAAAAGUACUGCGUGAUAAGCAAGAACAAGCAUCAAGAAACAAUUGUUUGUUGGAACCACUGAAAAGUGAAAGUAAUAAAAUCUUGACUCCUAAUAGAGCUGAGAAAAGACUACUGAAGCAUACCUACGUCUGUGAAGAAAAGGAAAACAACCAACCAUCACAAUCAGUUAACAGUUCACUAAAAGUCAAACAGAAGAUUCAACAUCAGCAAGAAAAGAAGGGACCCCUGCACAAUUUAACUUACGAACUUCUAAUUCUGAAGCAAGAACAUGAAAAUAUUUCAGCUGCAGGAGUCUCAUUAGGUAGAGCUCAGUCAGCUAAACAAAAUUUUCACUCAAAAGAGAAUACAGUUGCAACCACUAAGUCCAUAAAGGGAACAUUUGUUUUAGAAAGUAUUGAUUCUGCCUAUGAAAAAUCCCAAAAUAGUACUGUUGAGACUCUCAGUACUAAUUGUAUUCCUACUAGUAAUGGCAGUCAGUUAAUGGUUUCUGAGAGUAAGGUGACAACAGAAGGGACUUCACAACAAGAAACUAAGGAAGGAAAUGAAAAACCAAUAUCCAGAGAGACAGAUCUUCUGUGUUCCAUGAACAGUACAUGUAAAAUUGUACUUGCAACUCCAAGACUUAAUAUAACAAUACCUCGAAGAUCAGAAAGAAAGAAAAAGCUUUCUCCACCAAAUAUAUUUCAAACUAUUACAAAUGGAGCAAAAAAAAAUAAGGUAGUCCAACUACAGGAAUGGAUGAUUAAAAUCAUCAAUGAUAACACUGCUAUAUGUGUAGAAGGAAAAUUAAUAGAUGUCAGUGAUAUAUAUUGGCACAGUAAUAUAAUUAUAGAACGUAUUGAGUACAACAAACUUAGGACUUUAUCAGGCAACAUUUAUGUAUUAAAAGGAAUGAUAGACCGGAUUUCCAUGAAAGAAGCAGGAUAUCCAAACUAUAUCAUAAGAAAGUUUAUGUAUGGAUUUCCAAAAAAUUGGAAAGAACAUAUUGAAAAUUUUCUAGAACAAUUAAGGACUUGUGAAAAGAAAGGAAAAAAGACCAGAAAAAAACAGAAAACUGGAAGAUCUGUCCCUAACAUACCCAAAUCGUUGAAAAAUAAUGCAGGAGAAAACCAAACAGAUGUCCUCCAAAGAGGCAGCAUCACUUAUGACCUUGAUUGUGAUAACUUGGAAUUGAAGAAUAAUAAGUGCAGUAUGUUGCUAGGAGCUACAGAAUUAAACGUUUGCCAUAGUAAUCGCGAAAAUAAACUACCAUUAAAGCUCCCAGAUGACCAAAUAAAUAAUACUAUUCAAAAUGGAGGGAAAUAUGACUUAUCUAACCAGGAAUUAAUUGAAAAAAAAGAAUAUAAAAAGCUGUCUUCAAAGAAACUUGAAAAUUGUGAAAGAACAAAUGAAAGGAUAAUUAAAAGUCAGAAGCAAGAAAGAUAUGAAAAAUCAAAUAUACCCACUGAUAUUCUAACCUCAAGAGAACAGUUUUUCUCAGAGGAAGAAAGAAAAUGCAUGGCUAUCAAUCAGAAGAAAGCUUAUAUUUUAGUAACACCACUUAAAUCUAAAAAAGUGAUAGAGCAAAAAUGCAUGAAGUAUAAUCUGUCCUCUACUACCAUUAAAGAAAUAACAGAUUCUGCAAUGUCAAACCACCAAAAAGAAAGUGAAUCAGACUUAAAUAAAACCGCAAAUCCCAUCAGGAAGCCCACAAGGACUUUAGAAAAUACAUUUGCGUAUAGUGUGGAUCAUAAAAGUAAAAACCAGGAAGACUGCAGUGAAUGUGAUUUACUCACUGUCAACCAGAAAAUAAAAAUACCUACCCCUAAAAAGGAACAAAUGGCCACCUGUAACUUAAAGAAAAAUAAAAGAUCACCAGCAUUGAAGGAAGUUGAAAAUCAAGUAGCUACGUCAUUUCACAAGCAUCAGUCCUCAUCAGAUUUAUCUUGUGAAGACAGCGAAACAGCAAAGCAAGUUGAAAGGAAAUCUAGGGUUGUUAAGAAAACCAAAGAAAGAAAUACCAAAGAAACAGUGGUCCAUCUAAGAAAAAGCACAAGAAACACCACAAGGAAUAUCGUAGUGAUUUCUGAAUCUGAAACUGAAGAAAGUGAAAAUGAUUAUCAUACCAAACAAAAGAAAGUUAGAUCUUCUGCUAAAGAAACUGUUCAGAAAUCUGGUAUUAGGAAUGAGUUUCCUGUUGUUGAGGGUAUGGGAUCUGAUAAGAUGAACAGACAUCCCUCAGAAUGUUUACCUGGUUUAACUCAGGAUGAGGAAUGGAAUGAGAAGGAGAUACAGAAACUUCAUCGUGCUUUUACAUCUUUCCCAAAGCACAAACCUGGUUUCUGGUCAGAUGUAGCUAUGGCUGUAGGUUCUCGAUCUGCUGAGGAAUGCCAGAAGAAAUAUAUGGAAGAUCCUCGAGGAAAAAGGUUUCGGAAACAUGUCACUAAGAAAAAGCCAGCCAAACCCAAAGUUCAAAAUGGCAGGAUAGGUAAUGCUGAUAAGAAGCAAACUAUCAAGAUAACUGCCAAAGUGGGAACUCUUAAAAGGAAGCAACAGAUGAGGAAUUUUCUGGAACAGUUGCCGAAAGAUGACCAUGAUGAUUUUUUCAGUACACCUUUACAGAAUCGGAGAGUACUGCUGCCAAGUUUUCAGAACCAUCAAGAAGAGGAUGAUAUUCUGCCCAGUAUAGACACGAAUCCAACAACUCCAUCAUCAGUUAUCUUUCCAUUGGCAAAAACUCCUCAGUGUCAGCAUGUCAGUCCUGGCAUGCUAGCCUCUAUAAAUAGGGAUGAUUGUGAUAAAUAUGUUUUUCAUAUGCAAAAAAAACAUAAAAACAAUGGUGGUAUUGUCUGGGGCAAUGUCAAGAAAAAAACAGUUGAAACUGAUUUUUCAACCCCAACAUCAAGAAGAAAAACCUCACUUAGCAAAGAUUUAGAAGAUAACUGUAGUAUUGGGAAACUUUUCACAAAUGCUAUGGAAUCUUUAGAUGAAGAGGAGAAAGAUUACUAUUUUUCCAACUCUGACUCUGCAUAGUAAAAAUGAGAACAUAUCAUUUCUCGGACUUUUAU